GUCCAAGAACUGGCUGCCCCACCUCGAACAUUGCAGGUUCUUCGCGAAUGCAUACGCGCCUGUAUGCACGCCACGUAUGAGUGCCUUUCCGACAACGUACAAGCCCUCUACGGCGGUAACUUCCAGAAUGGAAAUACGUCCGCCGCGGCACGAGCUGGUGGUGGAAUGGUCUCGACCAAUGAGAAAACCACCGAUUUCCAAUUAGACAUCGAUCCUCUCUUGGGCGUUCGAUCCCUCUCCUAUUGGCACAAACUAAUCUCCCUCAUGGUGUCCGUCAUUGAGGACGACCGCAAACACUAUGCUCCUGUUCUCAACCAAUUUCCACAGGACAUCAAUCUGGGCGAUCUGUCGGCAGAGAUGAUGUGGAAUUUCCUUGCAGAGGACAUCUCAGUUGGUCUGAGUCAGCACUACGAGGCGGUGAUGCGUCGGCUAGUGACGCAGAGCCUCACUGCUCCGUCGGGAACAGCUUCACAGAAGCGCUCCACGUCAGCGGCUUCAGGAGACCAAUGCGGCGAGAUCACCGUGACUAGACUCUCCAAGGCAAAGAUCAAGACCUCAGACUACCUCAACCUCUGCUUCCGCAUCAAGUGGUUCUACAACACCUACGUUCGACCAAGUCGGCGAAAUACACCCGAAGAGGUUCCAGAGUAUCCUAAGUGGUUUGAGCCGCUGGUGAUGCUGUGGCUAAGCGAGAAUGACGAGGUGUCAGAGAAUUACUUGCGCAACGCCUACGAGCGCGACAAACGCGACGGAUUCCAGCGCUCCAGUGAGCACGCACUCUACUCCAACUCCGUGGUGGACGUGUUCACCCAGCUGAACCAGUGUUUCGACGUCAUCCGCAAGCUCGAGUGUCCCGAUCACACCAUCGAGGCCAACUUUAUGCACCAGUUCGCGCAGACCGUCGAAAAGGUGCUCCUGGCGUACUCGGAAAGCGUUCAACUGGACUUCCCGCACUUCAAAAACGACACCCGCAUCGCCUGCAUCCUGAUCAACAACACACAGCAACUGCGGGUCCAACUUGAGAAGGUGUACGAGGCGAUGGAGGGAGAAGACUUCAAUCUCCAUGACGAAACCCGCGAACAGCUGACGGAGCUGCAGGUGAAGUUGAAGGACGCCGUCGACACCCUCGUCGCCUCCUUUGCCAGCGAAUUCGAGGAGGAUGUGCAACGGAAUGUACUUGAAAUGGGCCGACUACUACAAAGAUGCAAUGUAUCGGGGUCGGGAGGCAGGAGCAUGGAACAGAUGGAGGCAGAUUGUGAGAACUGUUUGCGACCACUGAUGGAUUACUUUGAGUUGGUUCUGUCCGCGCAAGCCAACGCCUGUGAAAAGACAGUGCUUAAAAGGCUCCUUAAGGAACUGUGGAAAAUAACUAUGCAAAAUACAGAAAAGUUUGUCGUUUUACCGGGCGUUUUGGAUGCAAAACUGGCGCCUGCGAUGGGACUGACCACUCCCAGGGGGACUGCAUCGUCCAAGCUGAUUGGUGGAGCACAGAGCCUCUUCAGUCAUGUUGGACACAACGUUUCAGCCUCUAAACUCCUGCAGGACUUCGCUGGCGACAGCUCCACCACCAACAGAGGCCUCACUCCUUACCAAUGCGAGCUUCUGAGCAGUUGCCUUGAGACCAUCCAGGUGUACUUCUAUGCCGGUGGAAGGGGUCUCAAACGCUCCUUCCUUGAACGCUCUCCGGAACUCCACAACCUUCAGCAGGCACUCUCGCUCUACUCCCAGUCCACUGACACCCUACUCAAGGACUUCAUAACCUCCGAGGUCUUUGCUAUGGAGGCAAUUUCCCCGGAUGACGCCUGCGGUUAUUUAAAUGUACAGGUGGAAGUCUUUAAGCACCCAGGAACCGGAGAGUACAAGGUGAUCGUAAAAGUAUUAUCCGCGUCUGACCUUGGAGGGGUACAUAUCUCAGGGGUGUUCCGUCCAUUUGUCGAGGUCUACCUUUUCGGCCCCCUUCUUGCAGACCGCAAACGACGCUUCACGACCAAGUCCCGAUCUGGAACCAUCUCGCCAUUGUUCAACGAGACCUUCGUGUUCUACCUCUCAAAUCGAAGCGACCCUGAAUGGUACGAGCUGCAGUUCAUCGUAAAGGACUACUGCUUCGGUCGAACCGACCGCCUCGUGUCGACCAGCGUGCUGACCCUCUCACAGGCCCUGGAUUUGGGCGGAUCGGCUCCUGUCCGCCUGCCGCUAACCCGGCGGCAAACGCAGCUGGAAGCUGGUUGGACGGUGCUGCGAAUCCUCUCGCAGCGAAUCGCCACCGACGAGGUGGCGCGCGAAUUUGUCCGCGUCAAGACCGACUGCUGCUGCUACUGCACCUCCGUCAACGCCGAAGAUGCCUACGUCACACCCAGCCUCUCCCACUCACAACUCGAUGCUGUCUCUUCCUGA
Mesocestoides corti is the source of this 2394-nucleotide messenger RNA. The record is from the annotation of a GenBank genome assembly. Lineage: Eukaryota; Metazoa; Platyhelminthes; Cestoda; Cyclophyllidea; Mesocestoididae.